This is a messenger RNA of Perca fluviatilis (European perch), 2813 nucleotides long. RefSeq names its product CMRF35-like molecule 8. The record is from RefSeq and is a predicted model, not a curated record. Bases 180 to 1643 code for a protein of 487 amino acids. Gene Ontology annotation, molecular function: transmembrane signaling receptor activity. The transcript has 9 exons. Gene Ontology annotation, cellular component: plasma membrane. Lineage: Eukaryota; Metazoa; Chordata; Actinopteri; Perciformes; Percidae.
AAAGGGGAAGGAUAGAUAGAAAGGUAAGGCAAGACGUUUUUUAAGUAACAUAUUAUGACAGAAAUUCAGGAAACCCAACUCUUGAGAGCGACCAACUGACGCAGCAAUCAGACAGACCUGAAAUAACCAGCUGGAGUUUAAUAAUCUGACGGAAGAUCUCAUCAUCCAACAGCAACAUAAUGAAGAGCUUUCUUCUACUCAUCCUCUCACUGAUGAUAACAGGCUGGGAGGCCUCAUCGGAUGUGAAGGGAUGCACAGGCAGAUGGGUGGAAUUCAUCUGCCAGCAUAAAACAAUUAAACAAUAUCAAAGAUCUGUAGUUGAAGGCAGCCAAAAAAUCAUACGAAGCACUCAAAAGAAUGUGUGGCAGACCAGAAAGCACAAAGUGGUCAACAAACCACAUCAACAUGGGGAAUCUGGGAAGUACAAGUGUACAUUUAUAUUUGACCAAAAAUCUGAAAGUGAUGAAGUGGACUUGAAAGUUGAUGACGGCUGUCAGACACCAUUUAAUCAAACUGCAUACAGAACAGUUAAAACCACCAUCUCAUGUAACAAAAGAAACUCCAGAGUCAUGUUUUUCUGCAAAGAGAAGGGUUCAAUCUGUGAGGAUAUUUUAUCAACAAAAUCUUCUCUGAAGACAAACGGGUCCUUCACUCUCACAGAGACCAGCAGUAGCUUCAACAUGUCCAUCAGUAAUGUGUCCUCACAGCAUGCUGGUGUCUACUGGUGUGGAGUGGAAACAGAUAAAGGUUACCGAGCUGCACUCAGAAAAAUACAACUGGAGGUUGAAGAUACUAUUACUAGCUUCACCAAGUCUCCAACUGUUGGACAGAAUCUCACAUACUGGUGUGAAUAUCCAGAGGGUACUCCGAUAAAAAAAUUUAUCUGUAAAGGAGAAGAUCCAUCUAUAUGUAAACAGAUAGUAAGCACGCAACAGAGCAACGCUGGAAAGUUUUCUAUGAUGGAGGACAGAGACAAGAGACGUAGCACCAUAACAGUGAGAAACGUAACAACAGAAGACUCUGGGACAUACUGGUGUGGAGCAGAAAGAAAUGACCCAAAACAGAGCAACCCAUUCUUCCACAAACUUGUGAUGACUGUCGUGCCUCCAACAACAUUGAACUCCUCUACUAUCUCAACAUCACCUCAUCCAGUUCCUACAUCUGCUUCUUCCACCCAGUCGACCACUGCAUCUGCCCACAGCGAUGGUCCUCCAACUACAUCAAGUCCUGGGGCCUCCUCGUUACCUGGAACCAUACCUGUGGUCGUCUGUGUGGCUGUGCUGCUGGUGCUGCUCAUUUUGGUUCUCGUCUGGAAACGAUUUCAGCGUUCAAAAGACACAAGAAAUAGAGAACAGAACAAUGAGGAUGGUGUCUAUGAGGAGAUACAGGAGCGCCCCCAGAAGCCAGACUCAGGAACUGCACUCAGCACUAUUUAUGUCACAGCCAACACUCCCACAAACCCCUCUGCCUCGCAGCAUUACUCCACGGUCAACUUUCCCAACAGCUCUGGAGAAGCUAGUGGUGACACAUAUUCUACUGUGUGGGACGGCGGCCAUAGUCCCGCCCACUCUGCUGUCAAUCAUCCAUCCAGACUUCCUGAAGACCCUUUCUAUUCUACUGUCAACAACCCACAGCAGCACUGAGACCAGUCCUGACACUCUCACUUCAGUUUAAAAUUUAGUCACAUGGUUUCUGCACUGAUACACACCAAGUUACCAGUUCUGUCAGGUCCAUUAAGACAAGAACAACACAGACAAUAAAAAUGCUUUAGAAAAUGUUAUUGAAUAAAUUACAAAUUAAAUUUGGCGGUAUGGCUCUGUUCAGAAGAGUCCCUUGACCGUUCAUGAGCACCAUGAAAGAGCAGCGUCAGGGGACAGCAGCAGCAGCAGCAGCAUUAGGGGAUGCUCACUCAGUUUAAGACUGGGAGAGCUAAACUAUUCCCCCAUUGAACAGAGCAGCAACGAUGACAUAGAAGCAAAUGCCACGUUAUACACAACAAGGUGGAGCAGGGGAGGAGGUGGGUAGCAUUGAUACAAGCAGCAAGCAGUUAGAAGCACAUUAAAGCCGCUUUAAGUAGGGCGCCCUGUUUGAAUGUAGCCAUUUAGCAGCGAGGGGAGUUGACCAGCUGAUGCGCUGAUGCAGAUCAGCUGUGCAGCUCAGCUGAUGCAGCUCAGCUGAUGACCAUGUAUUGGCCAAUAGCGGUUUAGCAGCGUCUUGACUACAUGGCCUGCCAGAACUGACGCAACGCUCAAUUUCUUCAACCAGCACUGCAGUUCAAUACGACAUGUCCAACUACCACCUCAAUAAGGACCACACAACUCAAUCAACAUCUGAAUUACAGUAAAGGCAAAAACAUGGAUCUUAGUUGUCGAGUCCAACCUCCACUGUUAAACGCUAACAUGCUUCAACUUUACCUGUUUAAUUGUACCACAUUGAUGAGUAAUAUUACUGAAUGCUACAAGAACAUUGUGAAUCAUAUUUCAGUUUAAUGUAACCACAGUGGUUACAUCACAAAUUUGCUCUUUUACUGCUGCUGGUUUUGAAUGUCCUUUUCAGCCUGUAUGCAACAACAAACCCUCAGCCCUCACACAAAUAUGUCUCAGACUGGUUUAAUGUAUAUAUGGUUUCAAUUCUUGUAUUUAUUGUGCAAUAUGUUAUGCAAUAUCUAUUUGUUUCUUCUUUUUGAAAACCUUCCCUUUUUUUUAACCAACAUAAUGCAUUUGGACAUGUUGACACUUUUGUUUUCUUUUCAACAUUGUAUUUGAUUUACAUGAAAUGCUUAAAUAGUGGUAAUAAACAAGAUUUACUUUUAA